Molecule: messenger RNA, 1380 nt
Organism: Brettanomyces bruxellensis
Lineage: Eukaryota; Fungi; Ascomycota; Pichiomycetes; Pichiales; Pichiaceae
Exons: 1
Coding region: 1-1380 (459 amino acids)
Source: RefSeq, a predicted model, not a curated record
AUGUCCUUGUCCACUUCUAAGCACACACACAAUAGAAGUAAGCAGAAGAUUCCAAUGGAGAAGAAUCUUCUGCGAUCAACAUCAGAAAGACCUCUCCGAUUUGCACUUUUGGGCCCACCAAAAUCAUCUAAAUCAUCUAUAGUUUCGAUAAUCAGCAGUGGAAAAUCAAUUGGUAACUACUAUCCCACGGUUCAAAACUCUCCAACACUCAUACAGUUUCAACCUAAGUCUGUUAAGGCAAGAGCAUUGUUGGAUGUUAAUGCCACUUUGGAUGAACUUGAGGAUGUCAAUGUGAUAGGAAACAAAGAGUUCAAGAUCACUCAGCGGGUUCUGGAUGCCGUUUCCGAGGCAACGACUGUAAUUCCUUCGGAGAGCACAAUUCCACUGUUGUCAUCAGCUUCGAUUUUAAGUCGUACUCUCAAUUAUUAUGACUUGGAUUAUACGCGGCCAGAUUACUUUGAAACCGACUUGAUGACGAGUCUUUCUCCCAUAAGCUCUCCUAUAGCAUCAUAUAGUAUAGGCAGCCACUCUGAUCCAUUCAUAAAGGGAGUGAUGAGUGACAAGCUUUCUGACGAAGAUUCUAACUGUUCUCAGUACAGACCACCUGUUACAACACCAAUAUUGGUGGAGCUGAUUGACACGCCGGGUGUGCAGAGAAAUGAUUUGAUUCCCUUUUUGGAAAAGGGGCUAGAUUCAAAACUGGCCAAGGAUGUGCUUCGAAAUCUUAUUAACGAGGCCGAUGCAUCAUCCCGAUCCAGAGUAAAGCCUUUGCUAACUGGAUCCGGAAUGAGUGAGUUGAAUGCGGCAAUGGAUGGUUACCUAUUGUGCUACAGUUGCAUACCGGAAACGGCAAAUGAAGCUGCUCCUCCCUCAUAUGAUGAUGCAAUUGCGUCAUCUUCGGACAAAAACACCCACUCAAAGUAUCAUUCCGAGACGCAAGACGGAUACGAGCCAAUAGAAAUCGUGAAAGCGUUGUAUACAGCAAUCAUCGAGGCAUGGAAGCAGUAUACAAACUACCAAAUAGGCUGGGAAGAGGGCAAGGAGUUUGAUGUUUAUUCUCUAAACUACUCUUUCAAGCAUCUUUGGAAAAAGCGGAAUCUGCCGGAAAACAUUUCGGGGAAGAUGAUUACAAACAAAGCGCUGGAGAUGAUGCCGCCAGUACUAAUAGCAGUCACUCAUGUUGAUCAUGAGCUUGCAUCACCAAUUUUGAUCGAAAAGGGUCGGCAGUUGGCCAAAGAGUGGAAUUGCGGCUUUAUAGAGGUUAGUUGCGAGUUUGAGAACUGGAGAAAUGUAGAGGAGACCGUAGCUUUCCUAAUACGGGAUAGAAUAGAGGAUAUAAAGCGUAAGAAGAGGAACAAGGUGAAGGGAUUUGGCAUAUAG